Molecule: messenger RNA, 468 nt
Organism: Diaporthe amygdali
Lineage: Eukaryota; Fungi; Ascomycota; Sordariomycetes; Diaporthales; Diaporthaceae
Exons: 3
Coding region: 1-468 (155 amino acids)
Biological process (GO): sterol transport
Molecular function (GO): sterol binding
Source: RefSeq, a predicted model, not a curated record
AUGAGAUCCAAGCUCACUUCCAUCGCCACCUUGUUCCUACUCCAAGCCGGCCUCCUAGCAGCGGGCAAGAAGGUGCCUGGCGACAACCCACUCAGCUUUUGUUCUGAAAACCUCGAAGACAUCAUUCAGAUUGAUGAAUUGACAUUGAUUCCGAACCCACCAGUCAGGGGGAAGUCUCUUGCCGUCAAAGCUGAGGGCCGUGUGACGCAAACUAUCGAUGAAGGUGCUUCUGUGCACAUAGUGGCAUGGAAGGGCAGCGACCCGGUCUUCGACGAAACAUUUGACUUGUGCGAUGAUCUGGACAUGAUCGGCGAGGAAUGCCCUGUUGAGGCAGGACCUCUUAGCAUGGACGAAGAAAUUCCCCUCGAAGAAGAAGAUCUCCCAGCUGGUACAUUUGCUGUACACAUCAACGCAACCACAGCACAUGGACAACAGAUCACUUGCUUGACUGGGGAGUUCACAAUCUGA